Phlebotomus argentipes is the source of this 1656-nucleotide messenger RNA. Its product is annotated as arylsulfatase J-like. NCBI's taxonomy places the organism in Eukaryota, Metazoa, Arthropoda, Insecta, Diptera, Psychodidae. The coding region runs from base 1 to 1656 and encodes 551 amino acids. The transcript has 3 exons. The record is from RefSeq and is a predicted model, not a curated record.
AUGUGGUCAAUUUUCAUUGUAUUUCUCGCCUUUUCUGGAAAAUCCUUGUCUGGAAGUGAGUUCAGAGCGUCCAAUCGGCCUCACAUUAUUAUCCUGAUGGCCGAUGACAUGGGCUUCAAUGAUGUGAGCUUUAGAAGGACAUCGAGAAUUCACACGCCAAAUAUCGAUGCUUUGGCAUAUCAAGGAUUGAUCCUCAAUAAACACUAUGUUCCAUACACUUGCACUCCUUCGAGGGCAGCUCUGCUCAGUGGAUUGAAUCCAGUUCACACUGGAUUGCAGAACUUUGUAAUUGACUCGUGUCAGCCACAAGGACUUCCCCUGGAUAUCAUCCUUUUGCCUCAGUAUCUCAAAGAAGUCGGCUACAGAACACACCUUGUAGGAAAAUGGCACGUGGGACAUUCAAGAAAGGCUUUCACACCAACUGAGAGAGGCUUCGACAGCUUCUUCGGAUUCUACACCGGAGCUUUUGACUACUUCGACCACACAGAUCGAGCUUCAGGCUCCACUAUAGUCAGAGGAUAUGACUUUAGGAGGAACGAAGAAGUGACUUAUGAAGGCCAUGGACAAUACUCAACGUAUCUCUUCACCAAUGAGUCAUUGAGGAUAAUAAGGGAGCACAAUCCCAAAGAAUCACUCUUCCUAAUGGUUACUUACAAUGCUCCUCAUGCAUCAGACGGAGAUGUGCCGCUGGAAGCGCCACAGGAAGAGAUUGAUAAGAUCACUUACAUAAGUGAUCCUAAUCUGAGAAUCCACGCUGCAAUGGUGAAUGUUCUGGACACAGGCAUUGGCCAAGUGAUAAGAGAACUCAGUCGGAAGAAUAUGCUAAGAAAUUCUGUGAUUCUCUUCUAUUCGGACAAUGGAGCUCCUGUUGCAGGAUUGUACACAACAGGAGGAUCAAAUUAUCCACUAAGAGGGCAAAAACACAGUCCUUGGGAAGGAGGAAUUAGAGUUCCUGCGAUCAUUUGGAGUCCAGCAAUGAAAAUUCGCCAUGGCGUGUCUAAUCAAUUGAUUCACAACACUGAUUGGUUGCCAACAUUCUUAGCUUUGGCUGGAAUUCGACCCAGAAGUAAACUUGAUGGAUUCAACAUGUGGCCGACAUUGGCGAAGGGUUUUUCAAGUCCAAGAGAUGAAGUGAUUCACAACAUUGAUCCCAUUGACCAAAUGGUCUCUGUAUAUUACAGAGGAUGGAAGUACAUUAAUGGAACGAUUAACAGUCAAUACGACACUUGGUUGAGUUCUUCAUCCAAUGGCAAGGAUGAAUUCGGGGUGAAAUACACAGAAAGUGUAAUGAAAAGCGUUGCGUGGAAAGCUCUGACACCGUUUGCCACGCAAUUCGUCACCAGCAAGACCAUUAGAAGGAUUAGAAAGUUGACAGAAAUCUAUUGCCAACCUAGAAUACCUUAUGCAACUGAAUGCAAACCUCUAGAAGCGCCUUGUUUGUUCAAGAUCACAGAAGAUCCUUGUGAAAUGAACAACUUGGCUCAAGUUUAUCCAUUUCAAACUUACGUUAUGCAAAUUAUGGUCAAGAAAUGGUCCAGUAGAGUCGUGUAUCCAAUCAACCAACCCAGUGAUUUCGCUGGCUGCGAUCCUAGAAAUCACAAUGGAACCUUCACUUGGUGGCUUGACUUUCCGCAAGAAAGUCAGAAAGUGAUAUAG